AAUUCAGAGUGACCGAAAUAAAAUAUAGAAAAAUAUCAAAAUAUUUUUAUUGUUUUUUUUGCUUGCAUAAAAUUUCGGGUGCCAAGUGAAUUAUUAAUAAUUGCGGCUAAAAAAUGUGCGAAAAUCAGUGAUCAGUGGCCCCAAUCCAAGUCCCGGGACUAGCAAAGUGCGCAGACACCGCGGUCGGCGAAAAUGAAUCAGUGACGUCGCAAAUCAGAGACAACAAAGAAGUGAAAGAGGAGGAAGUGGUGGCGGCCCCGUAUUGCGUAUCAUCCGUGUCCGUGUCUCCCCCAUUCCAAGCCCCGUGCAUAAUCAGUAUUAUCCGUCGGACAGCCCGAGCCCGGAUUGAACAAACAGAAGUCAAACGUACAAAAAUAUACUGACCGAAACAUGUGCUAGGCUCCGAAAUGGGAUCGCGUAUCAAAAAUGACGUGAAAAAGCUCUUCGAGUUCUGGUGCGAGGUCACACCUACCCCUUGGCUGGAAAGGGGCAGCAGUCCGAGGAGUGGCAGCCCCGCCACACCUGCUGGCGUGAUUGUGGAGAGCUUCCCCGAAGGAUACCGUGACAAGGAGGUGCUAGCCGGCAUUCCAGCCUUUGCCUUUCCCUGCGAACUAGCGAGCACUUCGGUGCAGACGUAUUCCUUUGUGCACACCACCGGCGACUCGAAAUGGCGCUUCGGCUUCUGCCGGCAAGAUCCCAAAGCGAAAACGGCCAUGGUGCUGAUCACUUACCUGCCGUGGCACGACACCUUUCUCAAAUUGAUGCCUAUACUUGCCGAACUGAAGCGGACAGAUGCCAGUGGUUUCAGGGCUUUCCUAUCCGAGGCCUACAACCAGGGUAUUCCCGAUUCUGGCGGCAGUCUGAGUGUUUUCUACAACAGCGGACAGAGUCACUUUGUAUUCGAACGUCCGCUACAGUUCCAGUUGCCCAGUAUUCCACAAAAUCACAACUUGGCCUUGUACUACAGUUUCGCGGAGCCCAAGGAGAUGAUAGCAGUAUUUGCAGCAAUGCUGGCGGAGCGUCGUAUCAUCUUUACCUCGCGCAACCUGGACCGGCUAUCGUCGUGCAUCCAGGCGGCGAACGCAUUCCUAUACCCCAUGGUCUGGCAGCACAUAUUCAUACCCGUGCUGCCGCUGGAGUUUAAAGACUAUCUGGGUGCCCCCAUGCCAUAUCUAAUUGGUGUUCCAGAACCUGUGCUCGAAACUGUGACCAAUGAUGAACUCGGCGAAGUUGUGAUCUUGGACUGUGAUACGAAAAUAUUCAAGAGCCCCUUCAACGAUGUACACAAUCUGCCGACAGAGAUUGUCUCGCAGCUGAAAAAGCAUUUGAAUCACACGCAGGAUCACAUAGGCGACCGCAUUUCGAAGAUCUUCCUCAAUGCUCUUGUCCAGCUAAUCGGUGGCUAUCGCGACGCGGUUGAAUACCACGAGAAUUGCAAAACCUUUAAUAACGAAAAAUUCAUCGAAUCUCGACCGGCGCACCUUCGCCCUUUUCUUGCCAAAAUGAUGGAGCUGCAGAUAUUUGCACAGUUCAUCGACGAUCGCCUGAAGAUGCUCAACAGCGGGCUCGGUUUCUCCGACGAGUUCGAGCUGGAGACAGUACGCUAUGCGGAGAAGAAGAAGCGACGCAACAACAUCAUCAAGAAUUUCAAGGACAAGACUAAUCCGGCUGUAAAGUCUGCCGUCAAAUCGGUGAAGGAGGGCUCGAAGGGUAUGAAGACAGCUUACAAGGACCUGAAGACCAAGUUCCGAGAGAACGGUAACCAGUUCGGCGGCACGCAUUUUCACUUCGGCCUGGGAUCGCCGAAUCACUCGGAUCGCCCUGACGGCGCCAGCAGCGUAUACGCACGCAACGGCAAAGCUAUUGGAGCGGUACACCACUCGGCGCCGAGUUCACCAGUGACCAGCAAGCGGCUCGAUGCGAUCAGCACCAGCAUCAGCUCCGCCACCGGGGGCAGUAGCAGUGGCGGCUCCGGUGGCAGGGAGCCAAGGGAGUUCCAGCGACGCGGCCCCGUACCGCUGGCCAUGUCUAGCUCGAGCAGCCACAUUCAGCCGAACGGCCAUUCGUACGGCUCGGGUGGUGGUGCUCAUUACGGUCAUCACCUCGCUGCGUCUCCUGCUGUUAGCUCGGCGAGUUCGGUCGGCUCAUCGUCGGAGAUGAACCUGUCGCAGGAGCUGCAGAACCAUCCGCUGUUCAAGACCCCGGCCGUGGAUCGCAGUCUUAAGCCAAAUGCAGAGCACAAGCGAGGAGGAGCACCGCCGGCUCGGCCGCCGCCUCCGCAGACCACGCAGCCCCCCUCCUACUACAACCAUCCAUAUGCGGCGCAUCCACAUGUCGAGACCAAGCCGCCGCGACACACCUCCACACCGACCAGGCCGCGACAGCCACUGCCCAACGCCGACUCCAGCAGCUUUGACAGUCCGCCGGACGUGCAAUCACCACCGAUUCCGCCUCGGAGGCAAGGCAGCUCGAAUACCCUUGUGGCCGCCACGGCAGCUGCCGUCUGUGCGGAGAUUAGCAAGCUGGAGCGCAACUGCUGGCAAGAUGAGCUCGCCAACGGAAACAACGGAUCAAUACGCAACUCCAACGCAUCCUCGUCGUCAGUGACAUCGUCCUCCAGCUCAUCGGGCGCAUCUUUUGUGACGGCUGCCUCGACAUUCUCGCACUUGAACAUCUCCGAUCCGCCCGUUCCGACGCCCCGGGCCAAGAGAGAGCAGCAGCAGCACCUGGAGCAGCAAUCCAAACUGGAAGACAGCAUGAACGAUCUGAUAUCGCUGGACGAUAGCAAUAACACCAGCUUCGACCUGGAGGAUUUUGAUCCGUUGAACCAGAAUGCCCGCCCGCUGCCACCGCUAAGCAAGACGUUUAGCAAGAAGUCCAGCACAUUGCCAGCGGGCGUCAACAGCUCGGUGGUUGCCGGAAACAUUAACAAUCCAUUGUACCCGUACUUUGCACCCAAGCACAUGGCCACCGUGGCUGCAGUGACAGGCAGAUCUCCACCAGUAAUGCAUCCGCCACAGAUCCAACGCAAUACCAUUGCGGCCAAGCCAGACGACGACUUUGAGCUGCUGCGAAAGUACGGAUUGGACCAGUUCAGCCUCAAUGGCACCGCGGCGGAGAAGCAGCAGCAGCCGCAGCAGCAGCCGCAGCAGCAGCUAACCACUGGCAAGGGCAUGAACAACUGGACAACAUUCGAUUAGAGCGCAGCAGGAGGAAAAGACACAACCAGCUGGAAAUAUGAUACCAAAAUAAGUGUGAUUGAGAAAUUGUGUUGUAAAUAGCUAUGAGAUAGGAAGCAGCAGAUGCAGGUAGAACGUACGAGAGAGCGUUGACAGUAAAAUAACAUAUAGCCUCUAUUACUUCGAAACACUAUACAUAUGUCUACCUUUUAGUCAGUUAGUUUUAUUCAGUGGCCUGUUCAAGAAAGGAUUAAAUUAAAGCGCUUGUUUGUGUA
Messenger RNA from Drosophila serrata, 3454 nucleotides. RefSeq names its product DENN domain-containing protein 1A. Gene Ontology annotation, cellular component: intracellular membrane-bounded organelle; cytosol. NCBI's taxonomy places the organism in Eukaryota, Metazoa, Arthropoda, Insecta, Diptera, Drosophilidae. Gene Ontology annotation, biological process: endocytosis; endocytic recycling. Gene Ontology annotation, molecular function: guanyl-nucleotide exchange factor activity; phosphatidylinositol phosphate binding. The record is from RefSeq and is a predicted model, not a curated record.